ACAGUUCGCCGCGUCCUAACAGCUGUUUUACCAAUUGCCUCGAAAAAGCACGAUUUUAAAAUCGGUUGAGCUGUUUGCACGUGUCUGAAAGUUAAUUUGAAAAAGUAUUGUUCAUGUUUGAUAAGUGUUAAAAAUGGAAGAAGAAGUCGGCAUUAAAGUGACACGGUUGAGGCGGAGACUGUCUGUGGAAGCUGAGGAUGUAAAGUCACCUGCUACACAAUCAACACCAACUAAGAAGAGAGGGGGUAGACUAGCAGCUAAACCACAGUUGGAACUCAUUGACGAAAAUGCUCCAGAAACAGCCCCCAAAAGGACAAGGAAAUCAACAGCCAGAGACAUUGCAGAUCCUGAACCAGAGAAGACGAUAACACCUUCGCGACGCAGUGCUAGGGUCCGGUCAAAUACUAGCAUAGUUUCUGAGACCCCUAGCGACUUGCCUGAAGAUAAGGGCACUCCAUCGCGUCGAAGCACCCGGAUUAAGUCUAACACUAGUCUUAUAGCGGAGCCUGUGAGUGUAAACUCACCUAGAGCCAAGAGAGCAGCUCGAAGGACUUCUCUUGCUGGCAGUGAUAAUGAAACACCAAUCACUCCAGUCAGACAGACAAGAAGAACUAGGAAAGACUCUACUUCUAGUAUUGAUAAGCCAGCUGAGCCUAAUGCAGGUAAAUUGGGCAGCCAGGUAACUGAAGUCAUUGUAGAGGAGUCAGAAACAAAUGUCAAAGAAACUAAAAGUACUGUAAGUCCUAAACAAGACUCUCCUGGUACUAGAAAAAGUCCCCGACUGGUCAGAAAAUCUGGUAGGAAGAGCUCUUCAUUAGAUAAUGAUGGAAACAAAGAAAAUGAAGCUCAGGGUGAAAAAGAAACCAGUGAAACAGUUGCUGCUGAAAAAUCUCUGACAGAAUCUAAAACUGAAGAAACAAAUGACAAUGAUGGGAAGUCAUCAGAGCAAAACAACUUAUCAGUGGCCAGUAAGAAUCUCAUUACAGAAUUAGAAGAAGUACCAACUAAAGGCAAAAAGAGCUUAAACAAAAGCACUACAGCUGUUGGUGAACCACAAAUUAAAAGUAAAAGGAACAGAGCCAAAUCAUGGACCACAAUAUCUGUUGAAUCUUCUCAUGAGAGUAGCUUCUGUAGUGACAGCGAAGCAUCUAAGAAAAGAAACAAAAAGAAAACUGAUAGUCUUAAUUUAUCAAACCUAUCUGGGUCUGGUGAUGGUAUUAUGGUAAAUAACAAAAAGGAUACAGAGCAAGAGAACACUUCUCUCAAUUCAUCUACUCUCUCUAAUAAGAAAAAAAAUAAGCGAAAUGAAAUGUCCAUGACAGAAGAGACUGUUUCAAAUGAUGUUUCAAUAAUAAAUUCAUCAAUCAACAAAUCAGUAACAAAAGUAUUGGAAAAAAAUGAUGCUUCCAAAGAUAUGUCUAAAGAUGUGGAGGCUUUAAAUGCUUCCAAUAAUCUAGACGUCAGUGUAACUGAAAAAUUCUUUAAUCAAAAACCUGAAGAUGUCAUUAAAUCAUUGGUAUUUAUUGACGACUCUGAUUCUAAUAAUGGUAGCAUUGGAAAAGAAAAUAACAAUAAAGAUUUAGAUAGUGGUGAUCAAUGUGUUCCGGUUGUAGACCAUGCAUUGGUAAAUGACAAUAAACCUGACACACAAAACAAUCUAAGCUAUGAACCAAUGGAUAUUGAUGAAACUAUGCCAGAUAAUGUAUCACUGAACGAUUCUGCUACAAAUGAAACAAAAUCUGUAAACAGAAAGUCAAUACUAAACUUUUCUCAGAUUAAAAAUGACAGUCUGAAUAAGUCUAAGCGAAAGUCUGUUAACACAGAAAACAGCAUUCAAGAGGGAAUCAAUCAAUCCCAAAGAAAAUCUUCCAUAACAGAGACAGUCAACCAAAGUUUAGAAGAAUCUAAUAAAUCCAAAAGAAAGUUUUCAUUAUCAAAUGGAGUUUCUGAAGAUGUUCCAGACGGAAUUUUAAGUCAGUCCUCCUCUCGGAAAUCUAUCGAUGACGGAAAUGCAGUCGACAAAAGUAUUAAUAAAUCUAAAAGGAAGUCUUCUCUGUCGUCUGAACAGAACAUGGAGGAGGAUUCUAAUAAUUCAGGAAGGAAAUCUCUUAGUGCUGAUACUACAUUGAAUGAUGCAAGCAUUAAUAAAGGGUCCAAUAAAUCAAAGAGGAAGUCUUCAAUAUCUAACAUAACUUCUGAUGAUAAUACCAAUGAAGGUUCUAACAAAUCUACUAGGAAAUCUGCAAUCAUCGAUUUGGCCAAUGAUGAGAAAAUGGAUAAUACGCUAAAUAAAUCUAAAAGGAAAUCGGCGAUGACAUCUUCUUUUACAGUAGCUAAUGUUAGUAUAGCUGAGAUGAAACCCUCUGAUGUAGACCAAAGCAACAAUGAUGACACAAUGAAUAAGAGUACUAAUAAAUCAAAGAGAAAGUCGUCUAUUUCUAACAAUGAGAGUAUGAAUAACAAUUUAAAUAAAUCGAAAAACAAAUCUGUGUCCCUAGAUAAGACUGAUAACGAGAAUAAAAGUACUUUGGUCUUAUCUCAAAUAAAAGAUGUGACUGAAACUGAAGGUAACUUAGAAUCAAGUGUGCCAAAAGAUAAUAAUGAUUCUAAUGAUCAAUUAUCAAAAUCUGUAAAUGUGCCAAAUGUCGUCACUGAAAAAGAAACAGACAAGAAAAAUCUGUCACUAACUUAUUCAACAAGUACACCUCUUCAACAAAAAUCUAUGAAAAAAUUAGGGCUUCAAAUUAACAGUUCAAUCAUUACACCUAGCAGUGUGAAGAAGGUUGAUAAAAAGGACAAUUUAAGCAGAUCUAAGGUAGAAUCGUCUAUAUUGUCAGAGAAGAAUGAGUCUUCAGAAGAAGAUGGUUCAGAAGAAGAAGAAGAACCAUCAGCGGAAAAAAGCAAUCUAAUCGAUGAUGAGGCUGAAGAAGCUAGUGAUGACUACGAGUCCGGCGAUAGCAGAGAUGACGAAGAAAGGGAAUAUGAAGAACAACAUCAAAUUGUAGAGAAGGGUGAAACAUUAGAUUCCGAUGAUGAAGAGGAUUAUUCUGAUGACUCUGAUUACGAAAAGGGAUCGUUCAUUGUUAGUUCUGAAAAUGAAGAUGAUGACUUGCUGAGUGGAUCUGGAGAUGACCUUGACAUGAGUGCUGACGAACUCACAAUGAGCGCAAAAUCCAAAAAGAAGUUCAACGAACGUAAGACAAAGGAACAGAAAAAAGCGUCUCGAGAAAUGUUUGAAGCAAGACAUAAACUUAAUGAAUCAACUAAAGCUAAAUCAAAGAAAAACAAUCGUCAGCGUUUGGACUCAUCUUCAUCGGAAUCGGAUGAAGAAGUUGCCACACAACCAAAGAAAAAUAGGCGUCAAAGAAUCGAUUCAAGUCAAGAUAUCAGCGUCGCACAGUCGGACGCCGAUAAGUCGCUAUCUAAAAAGAAGAAGGCUAAACGACUAUCUGAGUCUGUUUGCGAAGAUAAUGAAAAGGAAAUUACAAUUAGUGAGGACAACCAAAAUGACCAAGCUCAACAAGAUCCUUUGACUGUACAGAAUAUUAUUAAAGAAGAGCCAAAAACUCCUCAGAAGCCGCUUGACAUUUCCACGGUGGCUGUAACCAACAUAGAUGAAGUUGAAGAAGUGAAUGUUGACGAAAAUGUAUCAAUAAUGAAAUCAAAUCAAACAUCUGACCCUCUACAACCUACAGAAGCAGAAAAUAAUGAGGAUGAUGAUUCUAACGAAGAGUCAAUUAGUGAAAAUGAAGAAAUAACUCAGAAUUAUGAAUCUGUUCUCAAUAAUUUGAACAAAUCUGGCUCAAAGAAGAUCAAGUCUACAGAUAUCUCUCUGGACCUGAAUAAAAAGGCAAAGCAAAAGGCUAAAGAGCCUAUUGUGGACCAGCUGAAUUUGACACAAGUAAAGAAAACUAAACAAAAGAAAGCUGAAGCCGAAAAUGUUGCCGAAACUAAGAAAUUUGAUAAAUCUUUGGGUAAUAAGAGUACUGAUAAGGUGGAUAAGCAAGCUGAUAUUUCUGAAGCUUCAUCCGAUUCUAUUGACAUGAAACUAUUGUUCCCUGAAGAUAGCAAUGACAGUGGCAUGAUAAUGGAAGACAAGAAAGAAAUAAAACAAAAGGAUAAUGUACCAGAAGAUUUCAUACCUCUGAAGAGAAGUCAAGCCAAAACCAACAUUCUUGAGAACACUGAUACGUCACUAAACAAGUCGAAGGAUGAAUCUAUAUUGAAUGUGAGUGGCAAAAAGAAAAAUAAACGCAAGUCAUCCGGAACUGAGGAAGAUAUGGUAACAAGUACUCAAGAUGAAAAUCUCUGUUUCUUUGUGGACACAGCUGGUACUCUGUCCAAUUCAAAUAACAUGGAUGCCAAUACUUCUGUUAAGAACAGUGCUAAAAAGAAUAAACAAAAGAAUAGGGUGUCUUUCGCCAAUAUUGAAGAAUCUGCUGUUGAUGAUGACGCUGAUGAUGCUCCACAAGAGGUUUCAUACCGAAGCAACAAAAACAAGUCCAUACAAGACUUGAAUACCACUCAGGCUAAUGAGGUAAUGCAGGCCGGUAACACAAUUGAAACACCAAAUCAAAGUGCCAAAAAGAAGAAGAAAAAUAAGAAAGGACUGAAUACGUCUCAAAAUCCGGAUAUUACCCUGAUUGAAAAUGAAGAUGAUGUUGCAGAGAAAUCUAUAAAUACUUCUGCGACCAAUGUGCCAAAUGGUAGUGCCAAAAAGAAGAAGAAGAGACUGUCCGAAUCUCAAACAGAGAACGAAACAGAAAAUGAUACUCCAGCAGAAACAAUCCAGAAUAUUUCUUUAGGCAGUGCCAAGAAAAACAAACAAAAAACUGCUGCUGAUACCACUGAAGUGGAAAUAGUAAAAGUCAACAAAGAUGAUGAAGAUGUAAGCAUUCAAGAGCAAAACACAAAGACACGCAAACGUAAAUCAUCUGCUAAUCAGUCAAUUGACGCAAUCGACAUCAAAGAUGAAGUUCAACUAACUAACGACGAGUCCUUGACGACAAAUAAUAAAAAGAAGAAAAGGAAAAUAUCUAACAAUGACCAAAAUCUCCAAGCUCAGGUUGAAGAUACCGCUAUCGCAGCACAGGAGCAAGAACCUAAGUUACCUAUUGAAAAUACCAAAAAGAAGAGAAAGGAAGUACAAAAUCAAGAAUUGGCUAAAAUUGGUGAAGAAAAUACCAAAAAGAACAAAAAAAGGAAAGAGAGGGAUGAUGACGAUUUCAGUAAAAUAUCAAAAGUUCUUAAACAAAAUUCCUUUGACAAGGUUCAUGUUCCACGACUUCCUUCAAUUAUACUAAAUCAAUUGGAUGAUAAACCUAAUAAAAAAGAUAUAAUUGAAGGAAAUAAAAUGAAUGUCAUUGCAACUUCAACAUUUGUUGUGGAAGAAACAAAGAAAAGAAGGAACAAACCAUCAAACUACUUAGAAGAAAGUAUUUACAUAAAUGACGAUAAGGAUGGGAAAAAGCAGAAAGGUUCCAUCAAGAAUCCCAAAGUUUUGCCUUUCAUACCAACAGCUUCAACAUCAGGCAGUGGUUUUACCACUAAUUUUAAAGUUAACAUAAUUCCUCAGCAUACAGAAUUUGUUGCUCAAGCUAAAGAUGUACUCAAUUUCAAAAACGAUUACUUGCACCAGAAAAAAAUAAAGAAAUUAGGUACCUUUGAAAUGUAUAAAAGACAAAGGAAUAUUAAAAUCUCGAAAUUUUAACACCUCUAGUAGAUGCAAACUAUGUUGCCAUGAUACCGCCUUAUUACUUUUCCAGUGUUAAUUUAGUUUAUAGGCUGUUUGUUUCAUUAAUAUGACAACACGAUUAUUGUUAGAUCUUUAUAAACAUGUUAAUUCAAUUGUUGUAAAUUGAAAAUGACCAAAAGCAAAGCUACAUUUUUUACAACCAUUUACUGCAUAUUUGAAUAGGUAGAUAUGACUUUUUUUCUUUUUCAUUGUUUGUAAUGUAACUUUAAUUUGUUGGCUGAAUAGUUGUUACUGUGUUCAGCAUGGUUGACCUCUGCUUAUUUUUCGACAUAAUUUUUAUUUCAUUUUUACAUUUUUCGUUGAUAGGUUAUUUAAUUGUCUGGAUGGAAUCUUAGGUAUGAAUUUCUAUUCCUAACUACCAACAGUAUCGCAGGCUUAUAAGAGAAUUUGGCAUUAUUUCUAUUACAUUGUGAGAUGCCAUAUCAUUUGUACAUUAUUAGGUAUUAACAUUACAAUAUUCAGAAUUCUCAAUUAUUUUGAUUUGACUGCAAGUGUUCUUAUGUACAUUUUAAUUUUACCGCCACACUGUUUGAUUUUGUUGGUAGUAGCCGCUAGAGAGCGCUGGCGUCAGAAAAAAGUGGUAUCGCCCUUGUGCCUUCUGUUACCAAUUUGUACUAAUUUAAAUUCAGACAUACUAUUAUUUUCUUCAAUAAAAAUAUUCUUUGAAAGGAAA
Molecule: messenger RNA, 6428 nt
Organism: Helicoverpa zea (corn earworm)
Lineage: Eukaryota; Metazoa; Arthropoda; Insecta; Lepidoptera; Noctuidae
Exons: 15
Coding region: 134-5710 (1858 amino acids)
Source: RefSeq, a predicted model, not a curated record